AGAAGACAAAUAAGAACCGGUAUAUAAACAAAACAACCCUGUAUCGAUGUUUCAAUACAUCUCGUGCAUUUGUUUAGUUUACUUGCAUUCGAGAAAAUAUACAAGUUUUUUUUAUUAUUAAUAACACACACAAACAAAUUUCUCCUCCCAAUAAAAUAUUGAAAAUUUAUUAAAUAAAAUACUUAGCUUCUUGAAAAUUCAAAGCAAAACCUCCACGUGUAAGGAAGUUUGACUUCUUUUCAACACCUACAACUGAAAUAAAUAUUCCAGCUACAAACAAUCAAACCAUCGACACAACUACUACAAAUAUGAAGAACAUUGUGGAUGUAUUGUCUUUGCAAAAUCGUGCCCAAGAGAGUAAAUUACAAAAAGUCAAACCCACCGACUACAGAAAAAUUGACAAACCUGGCGUAGUGGCUCGUUUCUUGUUUGAAUGUGCCAUUAAGUUACAAAUAAAACCUUUGACAUCAGCCAGUGCUGCUAUAAUUUAUCAUCGAUUCUUUAGAGAAGUCGAUACCACUGAUUAUGAUGAAUAUUUAAUUGCUGCUUCAUCCCUUUAUUUGGCUGGAAAAAUCAAAGAUGAUCCUGUUAAAAUUCGUGAUGUUAUAAAUGUAGCUCACAGUACUCUUAAUCGUGGAGCUUCGCCAUUAGAGCUGGGCGAUGAAUAUUGGUCAAUGCGUGAUGCUAUUGUUCAGGCGGAAUUACUAAUAGCUCGCACAUUGAAAUUUGAUUUGAAUAUUGAACAUCCACAUAAGUUCUUACUCUACUAUAUGAAAACAUUACAAGACUGGUUGGGUAGCAAUGUCUGGUCAUCAGUGCCCAUAGCUAAAACAGCAGCAUCAUUUCUACAAGAUUUUCAUCAUUCAAACAAAAUUCUUAAUCACAAACCAACACACAUUGCCAUUUGCUGUCUAUCGUUAGCCCUACAAACAUACGGUGUACAAGUACCACUAACCGAUGAAUCAGAUGAUGCCUCUAUGUGGUAUACACCAUUUGUUUCGGACAUAAGCAAGGAUAAACACUGGGAAAUAAUUGAAGACAUUAUUGAGGUCUAUAAACAGGAAACCGAAAUCAAUACAAUUUAAUUGUUUUAACAAAACUUUAAAAAAACAAUACUUGUUAUUUAAACAAGUUUCUUCGAAUGCAGUUGAUGUGAUAUGUGGU
Molecule: messenger RNA, 1164 nt
Organism: Lucilia sericata (common green bottle fly)
Lineage: Eukaryota; Metazoa; Arthropoda; Insecta; Diptera; Calliphoridae
Gene: koko
Product: cyclin-Q
Exons: 6
Coding region: 309-1085 (258 amino acids)
Biological process (GO): regulation of transcription by RNA polymerase II
Cellular component (GO): nucleus
Molecular function (GO): cyclin-dependent protein serine/threonine kinase regulator activity
Source: RefSeq, a predicted model, not a curated record